CUCCAUAUCUCGCCUUUGUUGGGGUAGAGGGUGGCGGGGAUGGACUCCCCGACCCCGCGUUUCCCAUCCCGGAGGAAAAUAAACUGUUGCUGCAACGCGUGCUCGCCCCUCAGGGACGAGUCAGGACGGGAGGCUGUUGGCUGUCACAGCUGCGAGUGUGUGUCACAGCAACAUCCACCGGGCUGGGAGCUUGAGGGGAAGAAAAACAAGCUUUACAAACUAAUGUACUCCAUAAACGGAGCUCGCCUUCCCCGCGGGAGUGGCAGGCGACCGCCAGAAGGACGGGGCUCGUUCGGUGCCAUUGGCGGAUUGCGGGUGGGGUGCGAAGCACCCGCCGCCAGGCCCCUCAGGGGGCAGCGGUUUAAUGAUCAAACGUCUGCCUGGAAGAAAGGCGAGGGAGCGGGAGGCACGGAGCGGUCUUGUGUGUGCAUGAGCAAGCGGGUACGUUGUUCCCCCCCCCGCCCCGGCCCGUCCCUCCCCUGCCGUCUGACAGAGCCAAAGCAGCCCGGGAGGGGAGGAGAAAGGAGGAGGAGGAGGAGGCAGCAGCCGCGAGUGCCAGUGCAGCGCUCGGUUACUCUCCCGUACUCGCUGCAGGAGGAGGGGGAGGGCGGGCGCUGUGUACCUUUUCCUCCCGUGCCUUUCCUCACUUUAACAAACCGGGGCCAAUAGCCAGCAGAAGGGAACAAAGGGACGGGGGGAGGAAA
Melopsittacus undulatus (budgerigar) is the source of this 704-nucleotide messenger RNA. RefSeq lists its product as uncharacterized. The record is from RefSeq and is a predicted model, not a curated record. Bases 40 to 669 code for a protein of 209 amino acids. The transcript is spliced from 2 exons. Lineage: Eukaryota; Metazoa; Chordata; Aves; Psittaciformes; Psittaculidae.